This is a messenger RNA of Brassica rapa (field mustard), 4681 nucleotides long. RefSeq lists its product as uncharacterized. The record is from RefSeq and is a predicted model, not a curated record. Lineage: Eukaryota; Viridiplantae; Streptophyta; Magnoliopsida; Brassicales; Brassicaceae.
UCUAGUGUUUUUUUAUGACAAUACAUUGUAGUUUCUACUUUAAAAAAAAGAGAGUAUUUCAUUUCAUUUUGUAUAUCUUUUAGUACCAUUUAUCAUAUGUACAGUGCCAUGCAAUACGGUCUCAUUAUUAGAUAUAUAUAUCGAUAUAUUAAUUGGUCAAUUAUUUACAUUUUCCUGUUUAUAUUCGAGUUCUCAUGGAAAAAUAUAGCACCAGUCACAACUUACAAGUGAACACAUUACAGUACAUGAUGUGGCUACGAUCGUUAUAAGAAUAAUUUGCCGACUUCUACCUGCGUAACCAUUUAGCUGGAUAAAUGAGAAAACAAGAAAAAAUUGGACAAAUGCUCUUACUAAUAAAACAUAAUUUUAAAUGAAAACUUGAUUAAGCGGUUAAUGGUCCACCGUGGAAGUUGUGAAAUUAUGGAACAAGACAGGUUUGGCUCACGUUCUCCAAUUAUGAUCACAUUAAAACCUUUUGAAGAUUCAGUAUGUAACACAUUGUGGCACAAACACACGCACAAAAUCUCACCCGUGUGUUCAUUACGUUCGCCACUCUCUGAUUAGAUUAAUUAAUACUCUUGACAAUCGUACGUCGUCGGUGUCCGAGACCUCCGUACGACGAAGCUUCAUCUCUUUCAUGUCGUUGAUUCGUUUCCAUGAUUUAUUUUCUGCCACGAGAUUUUGUGUGUUUGUUUAAUACAUGCUCUUUUUACGUUCUUGAUCGUGUUAUGUGCCAUAUCCUCUUCUGAAGCUGCAGUAUUAAAACGAAACGUGACAAAUUCAGACCUAGAUUGAAGUACCAGUGGCGGAACUAGGUGGAGAGUGGGGGAGGCAGCUGCCCCCAUAAUUUUUUUUUUUUUUUGCUGUAAUUUUGCUUAGAAUUUUAGUAAUGUCCUGGAUGAAAUUUUGAAUUUAUAAAUAUAUUACUAGUGUUUUGUCGUUUUGUCCCGGGAAGAAAUUCGUCCUAGAUCCGCCACUGGAAGUAACUUUGUUAAUAUGACUUAGGGUCUGAUUGGUAAUGACUUUCGCUUUAUACUUUGACUUUAAAAUUGUGGUUGUAGAGAUUUUAGCUUUAAAUACCAUAACUGUUAUUUUAGAAAAAAUUAAAAAUUUGAUUGACAAAAGCUUUAGAAGUUGUGACUCUUAUAAAUAUAUAUUAUGAUUCAUUUCCAAAAUGUAUUAUCAAUUUAUUGCAAUCUAGUUUUUUAUUUAUUCAAGUUCAUAAAAUAUAUUAUAUAGUUUAGGGAAAAAACAAUCAAAAAAUUUCAACAAAAUAUUUUAUUUAUUUAUUUUAAAAAUAAAUAUAAAAUUGAAACAAACAAAUUUAUUUUUUAUUAAAUUUUAAAUAAGAUUAUAAUUUAUUCACUAAAACAAAAAUAUUAUUAAUGACUUUCGCUUUAGGAUUUUGGGUUUAAAUUUUUUUUAUUUUUUUUAGAUGUAGAGAUUUUGGCAUUAAAAAUUGUGGCCGUCACUUUGAAUAUUUGUAAAAAUGAUUGGUAUCGAAAACUUUAGAAGUUCUGACUAUUAAAAAGUAUUCUAAAUUUAUGUAUAUGAAAACAUAUUAAUGACAUGUUUGCAAUUAUUGUAUACAUGUGAUUAUCAAUAUUUUUAUUGAAAUCAAUUUAUCAAGAAAUUUUGAGUUAUAUCUCAUUACAAUUUAAUCAAGAAAAAGUUUUGAGUUAUAUCUCAUUAAAAGUUUGAUUGUUGUCUUGGGUUAUGAGUAAACUAAAUAAAUUAAUUUACUUCCCUCUCUAACAUCACCAAAUAAUUUUUAAUGAAAAAUGAAUCUUAAACUAAAGAAAUUAAAUGGUAAUUGUGUACUAAUGAAUUUAUUUGUUGCGAUGAAACAUGAAUUGAUGUAGAGAUGCUCUUUAAUUUUUCUGGGAAUGUGAAGAAUAAAACAAAAAAAAGAGUUAAAUCUAUUUCUAUCACCUUUAAAAGCCAUGAUUCUCUGGCUGUUAGAAAACAAACGAAAAUAUAGAAGUAAAAACAGUUAGGGGAUGUGAAGACUUUAAAUCAGAAACUUUUAGUAAAAACCUGAUUGGAGAAAAAUUAACUUUAAGGGCUGUUAAAUAUUCUAAAGUCUCAACAGUCUAUCUGCCGAUCAGACCCUUAUUAAUAUAAAUAAAUAAGUAAAUAUAAACUUGUAUUUAAAAUAUAUUGAAGAGGCAUCGAGAUGAUUUUCGUACAAACUUAUUUCAGUUAGAAGCCUGAAUACAUUUUGAGAACCUGAUUAUUUCACAAUAGAACUCUGACUGAGAAAUUAAAUGCUGAGCUCCUUUUUCCUAAACCAGUAAAUAAAGUACAUCAGUUUUGGUUUAGGGGCUCUUAAUAAGUUUAUCAUUUUCUUUUUAUUCAAAAAUUUAAGUAGAUAUUGAUGUGGUCCUGCGGUUUACUUGUCCCCUUUCUUGCUUAAUCAAGUACGCUUAGUUACUCAUUAAUCUCCGACACCAACGUGUCUUCAAUUGUACUCCAGUACUUAGUCCCCGCAAGUUGCAGAUAUCUUGGUUAAGUGCAUAUUUAACGUACGUACGGUUUUGACUUUAAUUAGUGUGAGAAUAGUCAUUAGCAGAAAGUCUUAAAAGCAACACAAUAAUUUAAGUAACAUAAAAUGUUAUGCUCCUAUAAAUAAGCAUACUUAAAUAGUUCCUACAUUAGUUUGAGAGUGCUAUUAUGGUUUAAAUCAUGAGAAUAAAACCGUAAACGAAAAUAUCUAUAUAAGCGAAUAACGUAUAUUUUGUAAAGAAGAAAAUGAACUCAUGAUAGUGUCUGCGUAGCAUUGUUUAUUCCUUCAAGACAGCUGUUAUUUUUCAAAAGAAAAAGUGGUUUCUUAUAUUUUGUUUAAUGUUCAGCUCGUCCGACCUAUGAUUGAAUGUUAAAUUAAUCAAGUACACAUAUGUAUAUCAGUAUAUGACAUUCAAGGAUUGAUGGAAAUGGGACUACACACAGCAGUAGGAAAAUAUUAAAGUUGUGGCCAUAGAAAAGAUUCGAGUGUCACUAUAGAACCAGUGGAUGAGACAGAAUAAGAUGCAUACAUUGUGCUGAUAGAGAUCAGAUAUUGAACUAAACAAACGAUUUGAGAAAAAUAUAAAAAGAAUUAAAUAGGGUGCAGUGUGGAUCAUAAGAUGAUAAUAACUACUUUAUCAAACAUACUACUAUUGUUUAAGUAUUUCUAGUGUACAGUACGCUUCGAAAUUAAAUACAUAGUCCUUUUUCAGUUUCCAAGUCUUUGGUCAUUGUUUCGCACUGUAAAUUACGAGCUAUCUAUCUAAUCCCAACACGCUCCUAGUUUCAAGAUUUGGUAUUAUUCGAGAAAGAAUCUAAGAAAAAGUUUCUGUAAAAUUUGUCAUAUAGCGUCAAAAUAUCUUUACUCGAUCCAUUUCGACCUUUUUUCAACAGUAGAUUAUUAUUUAGACUAUUAUUUAGAUUAUUAGUAUAUGAAUUUCCACCAGUUUUUCAGCUCAGAGAUCUAAUACUACUGAACUGCAUAUAGUAAACAAAUAUCACAUGCAUAUAGUGGUACACAAUCUAUAUAAUAAUUAAUAAUGAAAAUUUUGAGUAAAUUCUAGCUUUAACACUAUUGUUCUCGUGUUUUGACUAGACAUUAAAAUUUCGUUGAUCUAGAAAAAAAUGUUUUAUGCAUUAAUAAGGAAUAUAUAUAUAUACGAAGUUUUAUUAGUCUUUUUUUAAUAUGUGCGAAACUUGUAUAACAAAUGGAGUAUAAUUUUGACAGUUAAUGAUAUAUAAAUCAGUUUAUGAAGAUAAUAGUACAUGAUUAUAUAUAAGGAUAGGUUCAGCUAAUAACGAGAUGAUAAAAGGACAAUUACGUCAUUUACUAUCGGUGUAUACGUAUGGACCGUAUGGUCAAGUCCGCUUUGUUGUUAUGGUCAAGUCCGCUUUGUUGUUAGCUCCUAUAUAACCUCGUCUUCUCCAACUUGAUCUUCACCAUAAAUCUGAUUAUCAAAAGAAAGAGAGAGAGAGAUGGGAAACAGCUUAAGGUGUUGUCUAGCUUGUGUUCUACCAUGUGGAGCACUAGAUUUGAUCAGGAUCGUUCAUCUAAACGGCUACGUUGAAGAGAUCACACGGUCAAUAACCGCCGGAGAGAUCCUCCAAGCAAACCCUAACCAUGUCUUAAGCAAACCAUGUUCUCAAGGUGUUGUCCGCAAAAUCUUGAUCUUGUCCCCUGAAUCCGAGCUCAAGCGAGGAAGUAUCUAUUUUCUCAUCCCGGACUCUUCCUUGCCGGAGAAGAAAAGGAGGAGAAAAGACGGUCAUAAUCGUCCUAAAAAGAUUCUCAUCAACAAACCUAGCGCUGAUGCUGGAGACGUUAAAGAAGAUGAUGAAUGUGCCAAGUUGUGUGAGAAAUACUUAGAAGAAGUUGUGUCAUCGAGGUCGAGUGGUAAAGAACACCGUCAUCGCCGGCGACAUAGUAGAUCGGCGUCUGUAUCCACGUGGAGGCCUCACCUUGAUAGUAUCUCUGAGGAUGUUAAUUAAUUCCUUUUUUCCUUUUUACCUUUUUUUGUUCUUUUUUUUUUGCUUCUAAAAUGGGUGUUAUUUUUGUCCGGAAGCCGGAUUUUUAUUUCCUAGAGAUUUUUGUUUUUUACUUUUGUUUUUGGGAAAAUUCUCACGAAAAAAUUAUAUAAUGUGGAUAAGAUCUGAGUUAAAAUGCUGUUGUAAUUUCGAA